This is a messenger RNA of Sitodiplosis mosellana (orange wheat blossom midge), 2483 nucleotides long. Its product is annotated as toll-like receptor 13. Gene Ontology annotation, molecular function: protein binding. The transcript has a single exon. The record is from RefSeq and is a predicted model, not a curated record. Bases 24 to 2243 code for a protein of 739 amino acids. NCBI's taxonomy places the organism in Eukaryota, Metazoa, Arthropoda, Insecta, Diptera, Cecidomyiidae.
UGAAACUUUUUCAACGCGACAUAAUGAAGCACGUCACAGUUUCUGUUCUUUUAGUUUUAUUGGUUGAUGCUCAAUUUAGUGAUAAUUAUUUUCCCGUCGAGUGUUAUUCACAGGCAAAUGAUACGCUAUACCUUCAAUUCAUUUGUACUACAGACCGAAGAGAUCAUUGUUUAAAACUACACCAAUACGACGUUUCAAACGUGAAAUCGAUAAAAUAUUUGUGUAAAACUGAAAAGUUGAAGCUCUUUAUGGACGUACUGAAACCAUUUACAGAUGCAGUUGUUUUGGAUAUAUCGAAUCUUGGAAUCAAUAGUGUCAUGUUCGAUAGCGCUACAUCAAAUUAUGUUAUUAAAGACCAGUUAUUUUCGCAAUUUAAACUCAGUGCUAAACAAUUUAAAGCAUCAUACAAUAACCUUAGUACAAUUGAAGUUCAGAUUUUAAGUAAAAUGCCACAGAUAGCUGACAUUGAUUAUUCGCACAACCAAAUUCUAUACUUGAAUUUCCAUCAAUUGGAUAAUCCAAGUCAUGCUUUGAAAGUAAACUGUUCAAAUAAUAAAAUAAAGUCUAUUAAUAAAGGAGAUUUUUCAAAGCUUCAAAUGCUCAAAACAUUGGACCUAAGCUUCAAUGACAUUGAGUGGAUUAAUGCAGAUGGAUUCUUGAAUAUAAGCGAACUCACUGUUUUGAACUUGCAGAACAAUCCAAUAACACAGAUCGAUUCAAAAGAUUAUUUAACAUAUUUUUCAUCACUUUACAAUCUGCAAACUUUAGAUCUGAGCAAUUCUCAUAUUCAAACCAUUAAUGAUCAUACGUUUGCAAACAAUCAUAAAUUGAUAAAUUUGAACUUGGGUAACAGUUUAUUGAAGAAUCUGAAAGCCACAUUCAUUUCAUCACUGAAUAUGUUGGAAAAAAUAGAUAUCAGCAACACUAAAAUCGAAGAAAUUGAUGACGACUGUUUUAUCAACAAUCCAAAUAUGAAAAUGUUAAACUUGGAAGGCACUUCAAUGAAUAAAUUCAAUUUCAAUACAUUUUCAUCAAAAGCAAAAUUGGUUGAAGUGCAUCUUCCGAAUAGAAUCUUAGAAUUGGAUAUAAGUUGUGCGAAGUCGAUUUGUCAUUUCAAACAGUUUGACGAAAAAGAUUACUUCGAGAAUAUUCAAGCUUUCAAUGUUUCGGGAAAUCGAAAGCAAAAUAUAUCGAAAUUAUUGAAAAAAAUCGGACCGAACGUUGAAACUCUCGAUCUAUCACAGACAGAUAUUCGAACAUUGAACGUAGGAAUGCUGGAGGCAUUCCCCAAAUUACUACAUCUUAAUUUGAGCCAUUCGAACAUAUCCAAAAUUGAAGAUGGUGCAUUUAUCAAACAGUCGCAGCUGAUACAAACACUGAAUUUAGUUGGCAACAAAUUAAGCAAACUCGGCAUGGUCAGUUCAAACAAUUUACCAAAACUGAAAUCACUUAAAAUUUCGAAGAAUUUGUUUGAUUCUUCUUAUUUAUAUAACAACUUAAACGAAUGGAAGAAAAAUGGUCUAGAGAUUGAUGUAGAACUUGUUCAUCGUGCUACAACACAAAGAACAACGGCAAAAGCUAUUUCAACAAGUAAAACUACAACAAAAACUGGACCUAAAACCACAACUACAGUCAAAACAACAACUAUGGAAGCAACGACGCCUAAAAUUUCAACUUCAGCUUCGAAACAAUCUUCAACUACGACGGAAUCAGCUCAAAGUGAUAUCAAAACAAUAAAUGAAACCACAACUGUUAAUUCUACUUCAAUUGCAAACCAAGUAACAACGACACAAAAUUAUGAAUCUUCGAGUAAAAAUACAAAUUCAGAAGUGUACAUCUACAUUGGUGGCGUGUUUAUCAUCAUCAUAAUAAUAAUUAUUUUACUGGUCAUUUGGUAUAUUUGUCGAAAAAAAUCAACCGUUUACGAAGAUCCCAUGCAGCCCAUGAAAACCUUACCUACGGCAUAUGCUGUUGGUCGUCUUUAUAGCUCCGACAUAGGCACAAACGUGACCACACUUCCAGCACAGAGAAUUGGAUGUACUGAAGAAAUAAAUGAGCCCACGCGACCCAUGAGAACCCUGCCCACGGCGUAUGCUGUUGGAAUUCUUCAUCAAAUGCCAAAUUAUGAAAACUUACCAGCGCAUACCACUACUUUAGAUCGUUAUUAUCAAUUUGAAAAUAAUUAUAACGCUUCAUUACAAUCAAAUGAAUAUGCAACCGUUUAUCAUCAUUAUGGUUUCUAAGCCGAAACCAAAAUUUUUCCAAAAAGUUACGCGAUGAUGGUGUUGAGAACACCAUAUACAUAUAUAUGACCAUCAAACCACCAUAGCCCGAGAAGCUGUGGAAGUAAAUACUAUCGCCAUAAGAUUUAUAUCAAAUUGUAGGUUAUGAACAAUAUUCGAAAAAAAAUUUGGUUCAUUUUUUGUACAUCACGAUACCUACCUGUCAAUAACAAUAAAAAAUAUGCGUUUCUUUACUCUCAA